Messenger RNA from Soboliphyme baturini, 471 nucleotides. NCBI's taxonomy places the organism in Eukaryota, Metazoa, Nematoda, Enoplea, Dioctophymatida, Soboliphymatidae. The record is from the annotation of a GenBank genome assembly.
AUGGUUAUAUCCGCUGAAGAUGUGGUUGUUCAUGACUGCAGAAAACCCAGUAUCAUUCUACGAGAACAGUAUCAUAUUCACAUCCGAGAGGUGUUUGAUACGCAGAUCGCAUACCACUUGAUUCAACAACAGGAGUCGGACAGAACGGUGCCUUUCGGUCCGCUGAAGCAACUGAACCUGCUGCCGAUCCCAUUUACUCAGUUGCAGCAAGUAUACGAUCCGGUCGGCUUUGUGAACCGACAGCCUCCUCCGCCAACCUGGUCGACGAGGCCGGUCACCGAUGAGGUGCUAUCCGUCGCAUCUGAACAGGCGCUCAGUCUUCUGCCUACGAUAUACAGAAGGAUCAAUCGACUUUUGUCUCCCAAAUGCAUGGGGCGAUUUUAUCGAUUAUGUCAGGAGUCGGUCACCGCACCGUCUAACAUAAUUCCUACGAUACCUGAUAAAAUGGUGAGUAACGAUUUACCUGCUUAG